AUGGGCAAGCUAAACAUCGCACACCACAAGUCGUACCAUCCCUACCGCCGGGAUAAUAUCGCCCGUGUCAAGCGCGAUGAAGAAGAGGCGCGGCUUAACGAGGCAAAGGAGGAAGGGCGCAUGAUGUUGGCGGACGCCGAAGCCCGGAUAUCGCUGCUUCGCGAACGUGCUGGACUGAACGAGAAGAAGCCGAAGAGAGAGGAGGAGGAGCUGAUGAAGGCGCUGGAGGGUAGCCGGAGAGCCGAGAUUGAGGCGAGCACCAGCGGUUUGCCUACCAGUGGCGGACACAUAAACUUCUUCGAGGACUUGGAACAACAACAAAUCUCUGCAGCCCUCGCGUCCGCGUCUACGAAGCACCGCACUCCGAAAGACAAGGCUAAAGAAGCAGAAAAGGAAGACGAGAAAGGCGUUGCCCUCGCUCCCUCGAAGAAAGAUCUCAAUCCUUGGUACUCCUCCAAAUCCCGAGACGUGGAAAAAGAGAUUGAUGAGGGGCGACGCAACCGAGACCUCGCUCGGCAGUCCGCGGCUGACCCGUUGACGUUCAUCAAUACCACUCUCUCUUCCCGGUCGGGUUCUUCUUCCUCGAUGCCUACCUUACCACCAUCUCGGCCGCGCUACAACCGCGAUAAACGCCGGCCCACGCCGCCGCCUCCGCCAGCAUCCACGAGAGAUACUCCGAAGCUGCCGAAAGACUCGGUGACGGAGCGACAGACACGAGAAUCGUCGGAGAGGGCGAGAGCGUUGGCGCUCAUCGAGCGGAAGAAGAGGGAAAUGAGGGGGAGCGAGACGCCGUCGACAGUGCACGGGGGCUACGGAGGGUAUCGGGAUGUGUUCAAUAGGGAGGAAGUCGAAGAGGCUCGGCGA
Molecule: messenger RNA, 864 nt
Organism: Punctularia strigosozonata HHB-11173 SS5
Lineage: Eukaryota; Fungi; Basidiomycota; Agaricomycetes; Corticiales; Punctulariaceae
Exons: 3
Source: RefSeq, a predicted model, not a curated record